Molecule: messenger RNA, 725 nt
Organism: Cajanus cajan (pigeon pea)
Lineage: Eukaryota; Viridiplantae; Streptophyta; Magnoliopsida; Fabales; Fabaceae
Source: RefSeq, a predicted model, not a curated record
UCAGAGGGUCACUUAACCAUCUCAUUCAAACCCUAAAAUAGAAAAGAAUGAGGUUUGAGAAGAGUGGAGAGGCACUCUGCUAGGGUUUCACGUGCGGCCUCCCUCCGCGAGCUUUGAUAGUGCGGCGGACUGCUACUAUAGCGUCGUCGCAGCUAAGGUGGACGGCCGGAUAUGCAAAGGGAAAGAGGAGAUAGCUAAAAAGGGAAACGAAGAAAGGUAGAGGGUGGUGGCCGCCACCGGAAAUCGUUUUCGACGGUGGUGUGUGGUUCGUCUCGGUCGGGCAUAGUAAAGGUCCAUGGAAAAGGCUAAAGGUCGACGAUGCCGCCACCGAAAAUCACCUCCGACGGCAGCGCGUGGCGGUGCACGGCGACACUCGCGGUGGCCGAAAAUCGCCUCCAGCAGAGGUGCAUAAUGGUGUUCACGGGAAGCACCUUUUUUCCUGUUGGUCCAAGCUCAUGCUUUUGGAAGCAUAUAUGGCACAAACAUGCUCUUGGGGACAUGUUGGUGGCUAGGGCAGAGGAGCGCAGCAAACUUGUUGGAGGAGAAAUAACCGUACAGAAAAGCGUGGGAUGGCAGAGAUUUUGGGUGCAGAGGAAAAAAUUGUUUUGUUAUUUUCUUGUCUUUUUCUGAUUUUCUUUUAUUAUUUUUUUUUUAUUUAUUAUUUAUGCUUAUUGUGUGUACUUUUGAGUUUAAAUCUAGUUUAUAAAUUAUUUGUUCUUGAAUCA